CUCUCAAGUCUCAACCCCCAGUUGCCACCAUUACCUUUGCUUCCCCCGCUCACCCCUCAACAUUAAGCUUCCAUGCCAAGUACAGAGUGACUAUACUGAAAUGCUGAAGCUCCAAAACAGCCCCAUGAAACACGGCGGCGCCGCCAGGAGCACCUGGCCCCGUGGCUGCGACACUUGCCGCUCAGCUGCAUCCGCCGUCUACUGCCGCACGCACUUGGCCUACCUCUGCACCAGCUGCGAUACCCGCAUACACGCCGACAACCACUUAUCUCCCCGCCACGAGCGCGUAUGGGUCUGCGAGGCCUGCGAAAGCUCUCCCGCGGCCCUCAUAUGCAAAGCCGAUUCAGCUUCCCUCUGCUCCGCCUGCGACGCCGACAUCCACUCGGCCAACCCUCUCGCCCGCCGCCACCACCGCGUCCCCAUCCUGCCGAUUCCAGGUACUCUCUACGGCCCCUCAGCCGCCAACGCUGACGGAGUCAUAGUCCGCCGGUCGAUGGAUGAAGAAGCUGAGGAUGAGGAUGAGGAUGAAGCAGCUUCAUGGCUAUUAUACAACCCUACAAUCAAGAACGGCGAUGAAGACCAAAGCAACGACGAUAAUGGGAGGGCGUCGUUUGGCGGAGAGGCGGAUGAGUAUUUAGCCCUUGAUUACUACAAUUCGUGUCAGAAUAAUCAGUUCAACAAUGGAUACAGUAUUAAUCAGCAGCAACCAUGUCAGAGUUUUCCUCAACGUAGCUACUGCAGCGACAGUGUUGUCCCAAUCCCACCUGCAUACAGUUAUCCUGCUUCAAUUUCUCAAACUGUUGCGCUUCCAUUAAUGGAUCAUGUCGGGGGGGUUCCGGAACCAGCAACAAGUGAAGUUUCAGUCUCCCAAACACGACCUCCAAAAGGAACCAUCGAACUCUUCUCAGGCCCUCCUGUCCAAAUUCCAACACAGCUUUCUCCAACAGACAGAGAGGCCAGAGUGUUGAGAUAUAGAGAGAAGAAGAAGAACCGGAAGUUUGAGAAGACAAUCAGGUAUGCGUCGAGAAAGGCUUAUGCAGAAACCAGGCCGAGGAUCAAAGGUCGAUUUGCCAAGAGAUCAGGAGAUGCAGAAGCCGAAGUGGAUCAGCUGUUCUCUACAUCUCUAGUAAGCGAGAGCGCGUUCAGCGUCGUCCCGUCCUUCUGAAGAGGUCGGGAUUUGCAGUAGCGAAUAGUACUAAAAUGACACUCAUAGUAUAUAUUGCAUCUUCUUGCAAUUGUGUUGUUAUAAUAUUGAUAUGAUCUUAUGUA
Molecule: messenger RNA, 1269 nt
Organism: Sesamum indicum (sesame)
Lineage: Eukaryota; Viridiplantae; Streptophyta; Magnoliopsida; Lamiales; Pedaliaceae
Product: zinc finger protein CONSTANS-LIKE 2
Biological process (GO): regulation of photoperiodism, flowering; regulation of flower development
Cellular component (GO): nucleus
Molecular function (GO): protein binding; zinc ion binding; DNA-binding transcription factor activity
Source: RefSeq, a predicted model, not a curated record